AUGUGGUGUUUGCGGAUCUCUAUCUCUCUCCAUUACUGGGUCAGGACCUUCGUGUCGGACCAGAGCUGGAUCAAAACACGAGCUCAGCUGCUUAGUUCCAGAGGACAGAGCAACAAAGACAAACAGGAGAGAAAGGAGUCAGAGCUGCACCUGUGGGAGACGAAGGGGGAGACGAAGGGGGAGGCUCAAAAUAACCAGAGACAGAUCCUGAUCCUCCCCCAGCUCUGGCCCUUCUGCUACCUCACCCUCUGCCUCACCCUCACCCUCUGCCUCACCCUCUGCCUCACCCUCUGCCUCACCCUCUGCCUCACCCUCUGCCUCACCCUCUGCCUCACCCUCACCCUCUGCCUCACCCUCUGCCUCACCCUCUGCCUCACCCUCUGCCUCACCCUCUGCCUCACCCUCUGCCUCACCCUCACCCUCUGCCUCACCCUCUGCCUCACCCUCUGCCUCACCCUCACCCUCUGCCUCACCCUCUGGCUCACCCUCUGCCUCACCCUCUGCCUCACCCUCACCCUCUGCCUCACCCUCACCCUCUGCCUCACCCUCUGCCUCACCCUCACCCUCUGCCUCACCCUCUGGCUCACCCUCUGCCUUUGGCCCUAA
Molecule: messenger RNA, 606 nt
Organism: Knipowitschia caucasica
Lineage: Eukaryota; Metazoa; Chordata; Actinopteri; Gobiiformes; Gobiidae
Source: the annotation of a GenBank genome assembly